UGGCAGGGCGUAGUUGCAGAAGAAGGCAAGCGCGUGACGGCCUAAUGGUUAGAGACCGAAAUAAAUCGUCUGCCUCUACGCUUCGGUUCGGUUGCUGUCGUCUCCUCUGUCGCUUUCAGCUCCGUAAAGUUAAAGAAAAGCCGAAAAAUAAUGUAACAAGCGCCAUUGGAGAGAGAGAGAACUCACUCUCCGAGCGGGAAACUCUGAAACGCCCUUUUUCUCUACUUUCUCGCUCAUCUUCUUUGCUCGUUCUCCUCUCAAGACAUCGAUUCGCUCGUCGCCUUUGUAUGAUACAUGGAACCUGAUUACCAAGGUUUCUCCAUCAGAGAGUACGCGCGUGGAACAAGGAGUGUUGAGCUGCGGAAAUGUUGGCCGUUCUCCGGUGAGUUUACCGGAGAUCUUAUCCGGUCUCUUCUUCCUCCGAUAACUGUUUCCAAGUUUCGGUGGUGGUCUCAUGAGCUUGCCUCGCUGCUAGCGAAUUCUCCGGUGACGCCGGACGAUUCCGAGCCGGAUUUUCGGCGGAACGCCAAGGCGAAGUCUAGACCCUGUAAGAAACGCUGCAUCGUUGAGAUUUUUGCGGAGACGCCACAGAUCCAAUUAGAACGCAGAGAAGACGAAGGAGAGCAUCCCGACGUCUUAAUCGGUUCAAAGAGGAAACAAACGAAUGAUCUUUUGGCGCAGAAGAAGAUUCAAAGCAAGAAGUCGAAGGAAUCUUUCGAUGAUAAAAAAACAACCAACAAGGUUAAUAGAUGCAAAGAAAGAUCUGGCGUUAUGUCUCUAAGUGGGAAGAAGAAGGCUGGAGGAGGAACGCGACGCCUAUCUUACACAGAGGAGGAACUCUUUCCAAAUUCUCCCAAAUCAGUCAGACAAGAAUGGGAUUCUGAGUUCCAGAUUCCUGGAAUCUUGAAGGCAAAAAGAAAAGUUUGCUCCGUGAGUAGUCCUGAUGAGUUUAAUAUUGAUGCUUCUCAGUGUGAGAGGCAUGUCAGAUUCUCUGAUCAGAGUGAGAUGAUUUCUCAACUGGAGAAUAAUUUGUUCUCUGUAGAACGCUGCUGCUCGCAAAUGAAUCGGUUAAGUCUCUUUUCAGCUGAGGAUCAAUCACCUGGGAAUGACAUGAAAUGGAAGGUUACAUCAAAUGAGCUGACCAGUGACAGUAUACAGUUAGGAUCCAGGCAACAAAACAAGUUUCAGCCUGUGGUUUCUGAGAGACGGUUAAGUCAUGCUCUCACAAAUUCUGGCUUGUCGUGUUUUCCUAGACCACAUCUCUCUCUGGAAAGAAUUAAGGAUGCACUGGAUUUGCAGAACGAGGGGCCUGUGGCUCAACCUAUUCAAUCUUUUCUCUCUACUUCGAGUGAGAGCCCAUACAGAAGUUGCUCUUCCUCGUUGCAACCUGCAUCAGCUGAUAUGCAAUGCGGGACAUUGCUGAACGAAUCACCUUUUGAUCCAUUUCUUGUCGAAUGGAUGCAAAAAUCAGCUUUAUAUAGACAAAAGCAUCUAGAAGAGGCUAUCUCGGGGUGUCCUCUUAAUUUACAAGGUGAGCUAGUCGAAGCAAAUGGUGAAGGCUGUAGAAGUUUUGAUCGGUCAGGUUUAAGUACUGCCUCCUCUAGAUCUGCAUCUGCGGGAAAUGAUAUUUUACUCGGGAAUUUAGUGGACUUUUCCAGUGGAAAGACAUAUUCAACUGAGCCAGCACUUGCCAAAGAUGUAGAAAGGUAUCCUGUGCAUAAGGAGAAACGCAAUAAGUACUUUCCAGCUAGGCUAGGCGUUGAUGAGAACUUUAUCGAGAAACCAUUUUUCUCCUCAGACACUAAUGUUGGAGAGUGCGGUCAAACUGUCCUUUCCCCGGUUUCUGAAGACUAUCCGAUGAGCCACACAAUCAAUCUCCCCAAGCUGGAUGCUCUGAAUCAGAACCUAAUUAGCAGAAAUAUGGUUGCAAACCGUGAUGGUUUGUGUAUGCAUAACACUCAAGCAACAAUGCGGCUGAUUGGUAAGGAUGUCUCUGUUGGCAAAAGUUACUCAGAUAUGGUUAGAACGGGCGAGAGGAUCAUGGCACCAGAUGCUUCCAUAGACUAUUCCUUUCUUGGGAGCUAUACUCACCACAGCUGGUUAUGGCGAACGACAAUACUUGGGGUUUCAGAAAAUCAUUCAAACACAACAAUCGAUAGGAAUUGGAACAGGGAUUUGUUGUGUGAUACAUCAAAGGAUCCCUUUCCUAGGUUUUUUGAACCACAUGUCGGAUUGGCUUCACAAGCCAGAACAGCUGUUGCUCCAGAUUCAGAAUUUCCUCCCACAAUGUUGUCUCCGUGUGGCUCACUCAAGUGUUUUCCAUUGACUGAAAAGGAUCUCAGCUUCCAUGAUUAUGGUUUAGGGCAGCAACAACUUCCCUUUCCAUCUGAUUACAGCAAUAUUGUCGGUAUUGGUCUCUUACCCGAUGCCAGAAACCCAUCUUUCGGAUUGCCUUUCUCUUGCACAGAUUCUACUAGACAGUCAAAGCCUCAUUGACCACCAAGUUCCUUUCA
Messenger RNA from Eutrema salsugineum, 2513 nucleotides. RefSeq lists its product as uncharacterized. The transcript has 3 exons. The coding region runs from base 295 to 2496 and encodes 733 amino acids. The record is from RefSeq and is a predicted model, not a curated record. Lineage: Eukaryota; Viridiplantae; Streptophyta; Magnoliopsida; Brassicales; Brassicaceae.